UCACCUUUCGUUCAAGUUGACUAUCUUUGCGUUUUUUUUCAAGACGAGGGAACUUCAACAUAGACAUCCAAUUGAAGUAUCAGCGAAUAAGCCGGACUAGCUUUGCGAUUCUAUGACCCGUAGGAGGUCUCCUUAUCCCUGUAAGACAACGCAGCUUGUACAAGGAAGUUGAGGUCUAGCACAUAUAGCAGAGGUAGCGAACCAGAUGGUGUACAAUGCCCAUACGGUUGCAUUUAAGGGGGACUUUGUGCUCGCGAUGGUGCUAGAGAUCGCGCAAAAGUCCAGGUUCGAUGUAGCGAUGCAACUCUUUUCCUAUGUUAUCCGAUUCGCUAUACCUUACCAUCCAUUAUUUGAAGAGCAGAAGAACAAAUCUAAAUGCAGGGCGCCGAUAUCUACACAUGGCAUGCACGUCGUGGAAGAUGUAGAAUGCGAUGAUUCAUGCCGCCAACAUAAUUAAUAGCGUCGUUCGAAGUAAACGCUGAAAUAUUUUC
This is a messenger RNA of Serpula lacrymans var. lacrymans S7.9, 491 nucleotides long. RefSeq lists its product as uncharacterized. The record is from RefSeq and is a predicted model, not a curated record. Lineage: Eukaryota; Fungi; Basidiomycota; Agaricomycetes; Boletales; Serpulaceae. Bases 206 to 457 code for a protein of 83 amino acids. The transcript is spliced from 3 exons.